GACCUCGCAAGCCCUCCAGGUCUCCAAUUCCCCAGGACGCCGCUCGCAGAGGCCCCGGGGAACGGCGUCCCCCCGCGCACCGGGAGCGGGGGCGUCCGGCCAACGCUGAGCCCCAACGCGCCGGAGCCCACGCGCGCGGACGGACUAAACCGAUCGCGGGUCUGCUGCCCUAUACAGGUCUUAACUUCCAUCAGAACAGAAUUGUCUCUGAGCAGUGGCCUUACAUCAGAAUCAUGGCUACGGAUUGGCUGGGCAGUAUUGUGUCCAUCAACUGUGGAGAUAGCUUGGGAGUCUAUCAGGGACGAGUGUCCGCGGUGGACCAGGUCAGCCAGACCAUUUCUCUCACCCGGCCUUUCCACAAUGGAGUGAAGUGCCUCGUGCCGGAAGUCACCUUCAGGGCAGGUGACAUUACGGAAUUAAAAAUUCUGGAGAUACCAGGUCCUGGAGAAAACCAGCAUUUUGGAGACCUUCAUCAGACAGAAUUAGGCCCAUCUGGUGUUGGGUACCAAGUGGGUAUCAGCCAGAAUGGCAUGGGCAAGCUGGUGAAGAAGCCAUCCUCUUCCAGCAGUGCUCCUCAGAAUAUCCCUAAGAGGACAGAUGUGAAGAGUCAGGAUGUUGCCAUUUCCCCACAGCAGCAACAGUGCUCAAAGAGCUAUGUGGACAGGCACACGGAAUCCUUGAGUCAAUCCAAAAGUUUCCGCCGUCGGCACAACUCUUGGUCAUCUAGUAGCAGACAUCCAAAUCAGGCAACUCCAAAGAAAAGUGGCUUAAAGAAUGGCCAAAUGAAGAAUAAAGAUGACGAGUGCUUCGGGGAUGAUAUUGAAGAGAUCCCAGAUACAGAUUUUGAUUUUGAAGGGAACCUGGCCCUUUUUGAUAAGGCAGCUGUGUUUGAGGAGAUUGAUACCUACGAGAGGAGAAGUGGUACCCGUUCCCGGGGCAUCCCAAAUGAAAGACCAACUCGGUACCGCCAUGAUGAGAACAUCUUGGAGUCGGAACCCAUUGUCUAUCGGCGGAUCACAGUGCCCCACAAUGUGAGCAAGGAGUUCUGCACGGACUCUGGCCUGGUUGUCCCAAGUGUUUCCUACGAACUGCAUAAAAAGCUGUUGUCUGUGGCUGAGAAGCACGGGUUGACUCUGGAGCGGAGACUGGAGAUGACAGGAGUGUGUGCCAGUCAGAUGGCCCUGACCCUGCUUGGAGGACCCAACAGGUUGAACCCCAAAAAUGUUCACCAGAGGCCCACGGUGGCCCUGCUGUGUGGCCCCCAUGUGAAAGGGGCCCAGGGGAUCAGCUGUGGAAGGCACCUGGCCAACCAUGAUGUCCAGGUCAUCCUCUUCCUGCCCAACUUUGUCAAGAUGCUGGAGUCCAUCACCAACGAGCUGUCUCUCUUCAGCAAGACCCAAGGCCAACAAGUAUCUAACCUCAAAGUGCUCUUUUCUCCCGCAGAUCUGCCCACUAGCCCUGUGGAUCUAGUGAUCAACUGCCUGGACUGCCCCGAAAAUGCCUUCCUGCGGGACCAGCCCUGGUACAAGGCAGCUGUGGCCUGGGCCAACCGGAACCGGGCGCCAGUGCUCAGCAUAGACCCUCCUGUGCAUGAAGGCGAACAGGGCAUCGACGCCAAGUGGUCACUGGCCCUGGGCCUGCCUCUGCCACUGGGGGAGCGUGCAGGCCGCAUCUACUUGUGCGACAUCGGCCUCCCCCAGCAGGUAUUCCAGGAGGUGGGCAUCAGCUACCACUCCCCCUUUGGCUGCAAGUUUGUCAUUCCAUUGCACUCGGCCUAGAGGGGCUCUGGGCAAAUUAGACCCUGCGGUCCCCUGCUGCUCCGGACACACUGAACUUGACAACGAACGCCUUAAGGAUGUGAAGCUUCAUGGACCUUGUUAAAUUUUUUCGCUUUUGGAUUUGUUACUUCUGUGAGAGAACAGAUCAUAUUUAAAAAUGACCUGUCACCUGCCUGUAGCCAGGGCAGGUGUGUGGGUGUGCUGGGUGGGCAGCAGGCUGAGUGGUUCUAGGCAUCUCGACCCUUGGCCCCCUGCGUGGCUGGAUGGGGCUUUGUUUACAGACUUAGGCAGCUCACUCACGGACUGUGUUUCAGGUUUACAGUCACUGGGGCCUGAGCAAGCACCUUGAGGGGUGGGGCGGGUCCUGUUUGGGGCCCUGUACUUGCUUUGGCUCCGUGUCCCCUGCUUCUGCACCCCCCCACCCCCUUCUGAUCAUGUCAAACUGGCUGUGCUGCAGCUGCCCCGCUAGAGGGCAGACUCGCACUCCGUUCCUGGCGAGGGCUUGGAGGCGGCCUUCCCAGAGUCCUGUCGCAAGUUGAUUUAGGGGCUGAUUUGGAGGCUUUUGACCCUUUCUCCUGAGCUGAUGCAAGUUUUAUGCUGGGAUUUUUUUCAAGGGUCUUUCUUCCUUUCCACUCCAUCACGCUGAGAGGCAGGAAAGGGGGUGGCAUCAGGAUGGUUUUACUGUAUUGGGAUUUUAUACUGUUUUUCUGUUUUCUGCAUACGUAGUAUGAGGUUAUGUUACUGUAGAACCACAGUGCCCAUCUUGCCAGCAGUGCCCCCCAGCCCCAUACCCUCUCUAGCUGGGGCCAGAGCCCUCAGGGUGCAGCUUUAAUGUUCAGUAUUGGGGAGGUCCCUGGGGGAGCCUGGUGCUGAGCCAGAAGAGGCUCCCUGGUGCUUCUGUGUCUUAGGCCACCACUACCUUGCCCCUACCUCCUUGCCUGCACAUAUGCCCCCCCUUUCUUCUGCCCCCAUUUUCCCCUGAAAUGGUCCUCUGCAGCUAUUGUCCCAGAGCAGGACACAAGUCCCUCCCAUCUAGGCUCUGAACCCUUUUUGAUUGUCCACUCUAGAUGAGUAGGCUUGGGGCCAGCGCCCUCUCAAAGAUGCCAAAAUGAGGCUAGUUCUAGAUGAGCUAGCUGGUGGGUCUCAGCCAUAGGAACACAUUGCUGCUCAGAUCCUAAGGCAGGAAAGCCCUUGGACCUCACAUGAUUAGGCCUUGGAGGCUGGUUUCAGAACACGAGCCAUACCCUAGAGUACCUGCCAGGGGCCCUUGCAAAAAGCUCAUGCUCUAAAGCCGUUUUCAGGGCUUCAGGCUUCUGCUUUCUGCCCACUCACUCUGGUUAAGGGGGUGAGUGGGAGGGCUCGCCAAGGAAUAUGGACACAGGGUAGGCCCUGGUACCAUGGAUUGUCGCAGGCUACUUCCCACUUCUCAUAGGAGCAUAGCCAGGAGCAGAUGAGGCAGGGCAGAGGGCUGGUCCCUCUUUUCCUCCCAUUCUUCCUCAAAUGUUAAUUGUCUCCAGCAGUGGGAGGCAGCCAGAGACUGUGAGCUUUGUGUGUAUCCUCCCUGAACCUCUGCUCACUCUCAGGGCCAAGAAGCUCCAAGAUGGAGCCCUCUCUGUAGAGGCAGGGCCACAGUCUGAGGAGCAGUGCUGGGUUACGGGCAUUUUCAGUAAGCAGCCAGUAGACUGUGGGUGCCUGCCUGUUGGUAAGCCUCCCCGCGCUGGGUACAGCGGAAGAGGAGCCUGAGGAGCCUGGCCCAGCGGACUCUGCGCUGCAGUGGGUAAGUUGCAGCAGCCCUGGGAGCGAGGGCCUGGUCAGGGGCCACGGGGAGCUUGUUCCUGGGCCUGUCUUCUCCCUGUGGGAGGCUCUGGAGCCUCCUCCUGCCCCCAGCCUGGGCCUUUCCUGGUGGUCUUAAAGAUCAGCAUGGUUCCUCUGCCUUCAGCUUUUUUCAGAGGCGUCCCGUCCUGUCCCCCAGUCCCCAGCCAGGUGGUCAGGACUACCACUCCUGCAGCUCUUGGGGAACCAAAAACCAGCACUUAAAAUAAAGCUGAAUGACGGAGGCCUGGGCUCUGGUAAAUUGCUGUGCAGGCUGUGGCCUGGAGCUGCCGCCUGGGCCCAGGAGCCCAGCUGGUCAGGCCCCGUCCGCCAGCCUUCAGUCAGCCACGGCUCUUGGGCAGAUACGCCCUGAAGUGCCGGCUGGCGACGGGGCCAGGAGGAGGGGAGACUGGCUACUGCCCAGCCAGGCCCCAGCGGGCCCAGCACCUCAGGGCACUUCCCCAGGGCCUGGGGCGUGGGCGGGGGGGCACCCCGCUCCUCUGGGCAGCCCAGUUCACACUUACUUAGCUCUCCACAAGCUGAACUGCUAAGAAAGACUUUAUUAAGAAGGCCGGGAGUGGGGAUGGCAAGGAGCCUGGAGACGGACACACUGGUACCAGGGGUUACAAACAGUAAGAAACACUUUAUUAUAACUUUACAACAUAUAAAUAGCUUGGGGCAAAUCUGUGCUUUCUGGCAGCUGGGCGGGCGUCAAGUCUCGUCCCCUGCAGGCUCCUGCCUUCCUUCACAUUGCACUGUUCGUUGGGUGGCUCUGGCCCCGGGGCCCGGUGGUGGGGGUUGGAGAAAAGGCCGGGUGGCCCCGUCCCACUCUCCGGCUCCUGCGGUGGCCUACGCCUGUCAUCUGCUCGGGUUGCGGCUGGUGUGGAAGGACCGCUCCUCAGGGGUCAGGCCAGCAAAGAAGGGGUGCAGCAGGGCCUCCGCCAGUGUGAUGCGCUGGGCAGGGUCAAAUUCUAACAUCCUCCUCAUCAGGUCAAACAGCUGCACGUGCUCCAAGGAGUCCUGGAGCAUGUAACUCUGCUCAGGGACACAAGGCGCCUCAGUGUGACGGCAGGCUCGUGGGAAGCCUUGCUGCACGGGUUGAGGCGGCAGUGCCGCCUCCCUGGAGGACGACUAUGCCCUCCUGACAGCAAGCGGCUCCUUUCUUUUCACGCCUGUGUAGAGCGUUUGGCGCGGUGCCUCUGCCCCCGCAUGCAAAGUCCUGACAGGUGGGUAGAGAUCACCUCUGCAGAAUUCACAGGUCCGAGCACCGAAUGCCGUUGAUAGAGGCUUCCGGGCCAUGUCUAGGUCCUCCCUCCCCCUCAGCCCCGCCUAGUUCUUCCCAAAACUGAGAGGAGAGAGGGCAGGAGGCAGCAGGUCUCUGACAUCUGGCUCUUCUGGUGGUUCCCCAAUUACAUCCAGAGCCACCCUGUGGGGAGGGGCCCCUCGGCCAGCCCCCGGCAGCCUUUAGCUGCCCGGCCUGUCUCUGCUGUGUCUGCCCAGGGCCUGGGGUCUCCUCGGCAGGAGUUGAGCUGGGGGAAGCCAGGAACUGACCUUCAGAGGUUUGCAGUUCUCCUUCACAUACCGGCCAUCAGAGCUGUUCUCAUCCCAAACCAGGCCCCCUUUGUAGAAAUACUUCUGUUUCCUGAAAGUGAAAGAAAAGAAGGGGUUGAUGUGGCAGGGCGACAAGUCAUGGGUGGAGGUCGCAGAAGACAGUGGCAGUCGGGAGUGGCCGCGAAGCGAGGUGCAGGAUCCUAGCUGGCCUGACCGAGCAGGGCGGGAAUGUGUGCGCGGGUGGUUUCCCAGGUCACGCAGUGUGGUGCUCGGGAGGGAAGGCUGCUAGGAGUCUGGGGGAGCCACGACGUCCCAGGAAGACUGGCCAGUGGCCUACGGCCAGCCCGGAGGCUGCCACCAGGGCCUUACCUGGUGCGGUGGAUCAUGUGUGACGGGAUGGGCCCUAGGAUCUUCUCCAUCAUCACCAAGUGUUCACGGUUUUCAUGGGUCUGUUGGGGUUUCGGGAAUAGAGCAAGCAAGGCUCAGUGCGAGCCUCAGCCCCUCACAGGAGGUAAGGGACGGACCAAAAAAAAAAAAAAAAAAGAUGGGCAAGUGUCUUCUUGCCCCCCGAGAUGGGAACCCAUCAGUGAGCAGUAGUCCUGGCCUCUGACCCGGUGGCAGCCGCCAGCCCCUUCUCUCAGGGUCAAGUUCGUGCCCCAGGGCCUCUCAGACCCGUCCAUCAGCGAGCACCUGUCUCCAGUUCCCUUGCUCACUCCUCCCGGAACGUGCCCUGCCCUUCUCUGCACCCUCACACAGGCUGUGCCCCCCCGCCCCGUCCUCCAUCUGGAGGCCAAGCGCUCCACUACGCCGACCUCAGGAGCCCGGGCAUCCCACCUGUGCCGAUGGGUGGGUGGUCGCGGGGCUGCCCAACCCAGCCCCUGCAGCCUGCCCAAGCAGGGCCCACGUGCUGCACCAGGGGGGGGGGCCUCACCUGAAAGAGCGUGAAGCCCCGGUAGUACUCAAAGAGAAUGCAGCCGAUGCUCCAGACGUCACAGGGCUGUGCCCAGCCCAGCUCUGAAAGCCAGCGUGGGGAGAGAACAGGAGACUCCGGUCACAGGUCAGCUGCCCUCCGGCUGGCAGGACUCUUGCCCAAACCCAGAGAAGACCCUUUCCCGGUGAGGUCCAGUCAGCGCCCACAGGGACACAGGCCGCUGGUGGCGGGCACCUCCCUGUCUCCAGUCCUAACCCUCCCAACAAGCCUCCGCGUGGUCAGAGUUGGGGCCACACGGUCACUCACCAAGAAUCACCUCAGGUGGGCGAUAGUGACGGGUGGCCACGAUGGUCGUGUGGUGCUCGUGGUCAAAGGUAGCACUGCCGAAGUCAGCCACUCGGAUGCUGGUGUUCUUCACCGACUUCUCCUCGCAGCUCUGAGGCAAGGGAGUCGGGUCAGGAGUCUGACCAGCGGGUGACCCACCCCAGAGCAGGUCUUGCCUCUCCCGACCCGUACCUUGUGCUCAUUGUAGAGGGUUUCAAACUCCGAAUUCACAAACAAGAUGUUCUCUGGCUUCAA
Canis lupus familiaris (dog) is the source of this 6651-nucleotide messenger RNA. RefSeq names its product enhancer of mRNA decapping 3 (gene EDC3). Gene Ontology annotation, molecular function: mRNA binding. Gene Ontology annotation, biological process: deadenylation-independent decapping of nuclear-transcribed mRNA; P-body assembly. NCBI's taxonomy places the organism in Eukaryota, Metazoa, Chordata, Mammalia, Carnivora, Canidae. The transcript has 8 exons. Gene Ontology annotation, cellular component: P-body. The record is from RefSeq and is a predicted model, not a curated record. The coding region runs from base 234 to 1778 and encodes 514 amino acids.